This is a messenger RNA of Rosa rugosa (rugosa rose), 1163 nucleotides long. RefSeq names its product UDP-N-acetylglucosamine transporter UGNT1-like. The record is from RefSeq and is a predicted model, not a curated record. Gene Ontology annotation, cellular component: Golgi apparatus. Gene Ontology annotation, molecular function: antiporter activity; GDP-fucose transmembrane transporter activity. Lineage: Eukaryota; Viridiplantae; Streptophyta; Magnoliopsida; Rosales; Rosaceae. The transcript has 5 exons. Bases 534 to 791 code for a protein of 85 amino acids.
ACGGACGUCCGCAAAUUUCAAAAUCUGCGGAUUUGCAACGUCAGCCGUUGGAUCUGCUUAAAUGAAGCUCUACGACCAUGAUUAAAACAAGAAGGCAUGGGUCAUAUGGGUUGGAGAUUAAAAUGGAUCCGACCCUGCAAAGGUUUGAGUUGAAUCUCGAUUCUUCUCAAGUUGUCUUCAGUCCUUCAAGCCCACCCCAACUCCCAGUUCUUCAGUUACUUCAAGGUUGCUGCGUACUGAAGAGCUUCACUCCUUCAAUCCUUCAAGCCCACCCAGAGUCCCGACCAAGCAACCAGGUGACCACGAUCGUCGAGCAAGGAGCAAGGUGCUGCAUUCCUUUCUCUUCUUCUCUCAGAGUCUUAGAGAUCGAAGGCUCCUUCUCUUCUACUCUUCUUCUUCUUUGGGGCAAUCAAUUGAAUGUAGUGGUCUGGAACAUGCUCUCUUGCUUACAAUUUAUUGUGGGUUUCUCCUUCUCUUUCCUCCAAUUCGAUGUGAGCAACUGACUCAACUGAGGACUGAGCCACUGAGGAACAAUGGUUUCGAAUUUAUUGGUUGUCUUGCUCUGUUCCUGUGUACUGGCAUUCUUCCUGAAUUACUGUAUAUUUCUUAAUACGACACUAAAUUCAGCACUAACGCAGACAAUUUGCGGUAACUUGAAGGAUUUCUUUACCAUUGGACUUGGCUGGGUGAUAUUUGGUGGCCUUCCAUUUGAUAUUUUGAAUGUCAUUGGGCAAUGUCUCGGUUUUCUUGGUUCUGGAUUGUACGCAUACAAUAAGCUCAUAGGGAAGUAGCAUAAUCAAUGGAUGGCUAGUUUUCUCCAUUGAAGAUGAUUAGUUGCUGCCUUUGCCCCUGUUCCCGCUCCAAUUUUGGGUUUGUGAUUAUGGAUCUUAGAAGGGAGAGGCGACUGUUAAAGAUAGGAGAUUUCUGCUCAGUGGAUACACAACUAUUAACUGGAAACAAAGCCUGCUUCUUUGGCCUUGUAGUUAUUCUUCUACAGGAUAGGUAUUAGAUUAGAAACAGUGAUGGCAAUUUAGUGUUAGCAGCUGCUUGCUGAUCUAAUUUGUUAGACUUGACAUUGUAUAUGAUGAUUCUCUCUCUUCCAAUGUUUCCAGACACAUUAUAUGCUCAAAUUUUGAAGAGAUGAAGUUUUGGAUAAAAGUAUA